UCCAUUGGGGUUGUGUAAAGAGGCAAAAUUAGAAAGAAUUGUGUCACAGUCCAAAUACUUAUGGCCCUGACCGUAUGUAGAUUCCUUUAAUUAUUGCGGAUUUAGAUGAGUGGAGAUCAAAAAUGUGAAGGAAUAUUUUGACAUGUUUAGGCCUUUGGAUAAACAAACAAGAUAUAAUAUGUCAAUUAGUAAGCUUGUUGCUGGUAAGUGGUCUGUUUCUACAUUAGAACAGACCAAAGCUAGCUGUUUCUCCCUGUUUCCCAUCUUUAUGCUAAGCUAAGAUGACCACCUGCUGGCUCUUCAUAUUUAAUGUGUACUACUGGAUAUGUUGUAUCUUAUUUGCUUAAUCUGUAAAAAGAGAAAAAUGUAAAAAGGACAAUUCAUGGUUUUAGAGAACAGUGUCUGGGUUCAGCUGUUUGCAUCACUUGCUUCCAGUCUGUAUGCUAAGCUAAGCUAAUUACCCCCUUGCUCCAGCUCCAUGCUUUACUCGACCUUCUCACUUAACAUUUAAAGGUCUCAUAUUCCUAUAAAUGCUUCAAUGCACAUUUAGUAUACAGCAAAUUCCAUGGCAUUUGUUUUGUUACGGGUAUGAUUAUUUUCUGAGAGACAUACCUCACACUUUUAAGGGGUGUUGGUUUGUCAUUCUCACCAGCAAAGAUUUGUACAACAGUCAACACAUUCGUAGAAAUGCUAUUGAUUAAAAUUUUUGUUUUUAUCCGGUGUUUAAAAAGGUUUCAAAUGGCCUGUGGAUGACCCGCGUGCAAUCAGCUAGUUGGCUGCCUUGCUCUGCAUCAGCAACACUGCCAUCUGUGCAAAGCCCACAAACACCUGUGCUUCCUGGGUGUGUGCCACAGGGAGUCACUGAAGCAGAGGUGGAGGGCGGAACGCAGUGCUGCAAAAGACAGUUCAUGCAAAGAGAAACUAAUUUAAAAACCGAUUAUAACUGUUACUGUAAGAUGGAGAAGUCACUGUAAAUGCUUCAAGCUGAAUUAAGAGCAGAGCUAAAUGAGUACUCCGAAGAUGACAUUGAUAGAAAGUAGGUAAAAUAUGGUUUAAGAAGCAGAAAAAUAGAUGGAUGAUGUGAUGGAGAAAUAUAAGCUUUUCCCAAGUCGUUCAAAUUCCUCCUCACUCCAACAUUAUUUCCCCUUGGAUAAGAAGGUUAAGCAGGAAAAACAUGAUCAUCAUAGGGCAAACUGGUGUCACAUUUUCAUGCAUUUUGUCAGUCUCAUUCUUACAAAUGUAGCUUGGGGAAAGAGGAGAGAGGUCACCUGUUCCUCUGACCUGAUCCAUGGAAUUAAUGGUUAUCAACGUCAAAACGGUCAAAUCUAAUUCCCCUCGGGCUUGCAGCGAGUAUUGGCUGAGUUUGCGUGUGUCUGCAGAAUUUCUGACAAGACUGCCAGUCGCCCUCCAGAGGAAGCCCGCUCCACAGGCCUCUGCUCCGUUCUCCUAUUCAUUCGCCAGAAUAAUUCACACUCAGCUAAAAACAAAGCCGACCGGCAAACAUUCUUUGGGGCUGAGGAAAGCGUGGAGAUAGAUGAAAGGAUAUCUGCAAGCUAAAGUGUUGCAGAUGUGGCGUGUGUGCUGCAGCGGCACUGUGGUGGGGGGGGGGGGGCGUACAUGCCUUGGUUUUCAAGCAGGGUUGAAUCUUAAAUGAUUAUUGACUAAGCCGUUUUUUGGAAAAGACAGAGUGGGGAAGGUGCCAUGGGCCAGUUUUACAGAACCUGACCAGCCUAAAAAUGAGCUCACAAAGACAUCUUUAAACUUUCCUCAGCCCAGUAACCAGUUGUGGAACGUUUACAACUUCACAGUUCUUCUAAUUAAAUCAUCAAAGGCCAAUCAAUCUGUCAUCUUAUAUAAAUAGAUGUAUUAUGGCUUCGGAAACAAAUUUCUCACUGUUUCUGGAUAGCUAUAAGGACAGAAUCACUGUAUACCCAUUUGCAACCUGAUGAGAAAAACAAAAGCGCCAAACUAACUGAGUCAAAUUCUUGAUGAGGCGUGUUUAUAUGUGUGUGUGUGUGUGUGUGUGUGUGUGUGUGGCAUGACUCCUGCAGGAUCAGCGAUAAUACUUUUAUUGCAGACAAAUACACAGAGAUGAGUAGGCUAGUAAUAAACUUUUGGCUCCACCACUAAGCCGACAGUCGAUGACUGCGGACCCUCUCCUUGUAUGAGUACCACUGCAUUGUCUUUUACAAUGACCUUGGCUCUUCACACAAUCCCAUGUCUGAUUGCAUUACACACACACUCACACACUGAGUGGCUUGUUAGCUUUUACAGCAAUUACUGGGGCGCAUGUGUCAGUGGCUGUUGGACACAUUCAUGUUGCAUCAAUAAUCAGAGAAGUUCUGUCUUGUGUUUCUUCAAAUGGGUCGCACUUUGAUUUUCUUUAACUAUAACUAAAAACAUACAGUCAAUACCAUAUACUAUGGUAAUAUGCUCACAAUGGCAAUGCUAAAAUGGUAAUGUUCAUUACAUAUAUUGUUUACCGUGUUAACCAUCGGAAUUUUGUGUUGGCAUACUAACAUUGGCUACUUAGCGUUAAGAAAAAGCUAUAGCUAAGGCCGAUGUCAUGAAUGACAAACUCAUUAAACUUUAGACCUUAUGAUGGUAAAGAGGUAAAGUAAGGCGUCACCAAAGUAACUACAACUCAUGGGAUUACAAAUGCCUGUAUCGAACGUCAUGACAAUCCAUCCAAUAGUUGUUGAGACAUCUCACUUAACACCACACAUGUGACCCUCAUGGUGGCGCUAUCGUGUCAGAUGAUCACCAAAGUCAUUAGGAUUCUCCUUUUGAAGGCCAUGGAUGCCAUUGGAUGAGUGAAAACUUACCUGAUGGCGCUAGAUAGAAAGACAGCACAUCAAUAAAAACAUCCCAUGUCGGUUCACAAUUUUAUGGCUAUCCAUCCAAUAGUUGUUGAGAUCUUUCAGUGUUGAGCAAAACAACGGACACUACCAUCCCUAUAGAGCCACACCAGUGCUGUUAUCGUGGUUGGGAAAGAAGCAGUUUACUCAGACAAAGCUUGCAGGGAAGAAGCUGGAAAAUAGUUUCCCUUCAAAAACGUGGAGUAAACUGUAUUUCUGCGUUCUUGCAUCACUAACUUGCAGAAAAAGGUUUCAAAAUUUCAAAAACGUGGAAUAAACAACAGGAAAGGUUAAGUCAACAAUGUUAGCUCAGAAAUCGGUAUGCUGAAAUUCUCAGAAAUAGCUGUUUUUGCCUUUUUUUCAAAUGAAAUUGAGUAAAUCAUUGAAAAACCCUCAAUAAAUGAAGGCAAUACAGCCCAUGUGGUUGUGCAACAUGAACCCAGAUAAAGAAUUAAUGAUCUGGAGUAAGAUUAGCGCCAUGUGGUCUUUUCUUCACAUGCUGCAGGGUUAUCAUGGACAGCACUUGCAUCCAUAAGGAGCUGAGACUGUGUAUGAAAGACAGACUGUGAGAGGUUAUUUCUUCAGGACUUGUUUGCUGACAUUUAGGGAAAGCCUGCACAGACAAACAAGUCCUUGCUGCAGCAUUAAUUCAGACAUGAAGCGAGAUGCAGUGAAACUAGUGAAGAACAGAAAAGACAUCAGAGGAGUCCGUCCCUCUGUGCCCUGCAUUUCAGGCCUCUCCAGCACAUAUUCAUUAUUCAGAGGGUGUUCCUCUUCAUCUAUACCACUGCUCUCGCCUUCUCAGUCAUCCCCACCAUAGAUUUAUAAUUUAUCACCCAUGCCUAUAAAUCUUUGAGUGUUUGUAGAACACCCGUUGGGAAAGUAUAAUUCAAUGAUCGGUGCACCAAAAGCAAGCUUGGUCUAUGAAAGUAAAAUUACAGAAGAUCCUGUGAAAAAGCCAGGGACAAUUGAUGAUAUUAUGUAACAGAUCUUCUAAAGUAUUGUCUGGGUGUUGGGCAGAUGCAGAUGCAGAGGAUUGAUUAUUUUGUUCCGCCCCCUUCUGUCUGUCCAAGCUCUAGUACCCGAGCAUAGCUGCGACACAGUGAUCUUCAGCAGAUGAGUCGCCCCAUAUCGUAAGUUAAGUGGUUUAGUGUUGUGCUGGCAGUUCCUAACGUGAUCAAUAGGCCAUGAAUAGUAAUAAUGUGUUGCCUUAUUAAAGCAAGACUAAAAAACUUCAUUGCCGUUGUCUGCUGACUCAGGAGCCCAAAUAACUUGGCCUGAACAACUGUUCACUUUAAAGAUGCUUAUCCCCAUGGGGCUUUGACUUUGGGUGUGUCACAUCGUUACUGCAAUAACGAUCUGACACAUCAAAAGCCUUCGUACUGUGCCUCUUUAGUGAACUGUAAAGCUCAUAAAAGAGGCAGUUCAUAGGCUGAAUUAAUAGUUGGCUAACGUUUAUUGGCAGGUUGGACCACUGAGAGGCAGUUAAUGGUAAUUUAUGAAGCAUUUGUCUGAGCUGUUUGUGGGAUAAUGAAGCCAUCUCAAAUCCAAGCAUGCCUACUUACAACCAUUUGAAAAGUGGUUGACAACAUUUCCUUCCUGAAUUAAUAUUUUGUGAGCUAUAUAGAUAGAUAGAUAGAUAGAUAGAUAGAUAGAUAGAUAGAUAGAUCAUAAUGUAGGCUACAUUGUUGUUUUGUUAGAUGGCCAAAUCUUUGAUGCUCAAUAUCUCAGAACAGAAACUGUAAUUGUAAUUUCGUGACCAUUACAGACUCAUGUCUGGGUUUCAUGUGUUGUCAAAACAUUUUGCUCUUAGGACUCUGAGCACCUUGUUGGUUUUGUUUUGGUUUGUGACACAUUCUGAUCUUCAGAGGAUUCAUGCAAACCGUCUGUGAGACAGCAGGAGGGAUGUGAACAUGGGGAAGCUUAUCACAUAUGAAAGGACUUGCUGGGCGCCCCACUGUGUUGACUUGCCCCAUGCAUGCAGAACAUUAACUCGGUUGUCUGAGCCUGUAGAUUGAUCCCUGCAUUACAGUGUUUAUCAUGUGCCAAUUAAUAUUGUCUGACACAGUAGGACUUCAUGGUGGACAUGAUCGGUGUAUGGUUCCCAAUUUUAAAUCCACAUGGCCCGCAUGUUGCACUGCUGCACAAUGAUAGGAAUUAUUUGGAAAAUUCCAAACGUAAUCUUUGAUUGUUCCUUAUUUAGUCGUAAAUAUUUAACGUUAUAGAGAAUACAAUACAAUAUUGUAUUCUCUAUUACAAAACCAUACAAUAUUUGAAUACACUUCAGGUCAUAUCUAUUCUUUCUCUCUUGCUCUUGACUCACAUGUUAAUGGAACUUUGCCCUGCACGUGUUGUUUUUUCAGAGUCUCAACACACUGAGGAACGGAGAUAAUGGGUUACAAACGUCUUUCCAGGUUAGCCGCUCAAGUGCACAUGUGUUACGCAUAACUUCAGCCUUGGAUUUUUCAUAACAAGGCACCAUCAAUGCUUCACUCAACUUGCCUUUGUUUUAAUCCUUUUUCUUGGUUACGCUGACACAUGUAUUUUCCAUUGUUGACCCUUGCACCUGUCAGGUUAUAUAACAGCACUAAGCCUGGAGAGUUGGUUUGCAGCAUGAUGGCUUCACUUUGACCAUGAGGGAUGGUAGGAAUGUUACUUUACAUAUAAUAACACAUGUGAAAAGUGUGAAUGUAUUGCAUCUUUUGUUUUGAUUCACCUUGGCUUGUAUUGUGAGCUUUUGGGGUCAUGUUCCAGAUUUGAGUCCAGACCUUUCUAUCCAUGCACACAUGAGGCGCGUAAUCUCUAUAAUUAAAAUGCUUGAAAAUCCUCUGUAAACUGGUUCUUAUGCAGACUACGAGGCUCCAUUAUUGUUAUUAUGUGUGUUAUGUAAAAAAAAAAAAAUGCUAAAUCCUAUCAUGCAUGGUAUGUCUGCUAGGACUGACUGCUAUCCUUAGAAAUGGCAAACAGUUUACAAUGUCACAUUUUUACUUUUUAUUUCCUUCUCUUGAUAGAACACUAUUGUGUAAAUGUCCGUCAGGCUGUUCAAUGAUCUAUUGUGCUUAAAUAAAGACAAUCUAUAACAGUAAAGCGUUAUAUCCAAUUUCUGAAAAUGUUCGGAAAUUCUGAUAUCUGAAUAAGCUUACAGUCCAGACGAUCAUACAUGGUGUGCAUCAAAAAAGACACAGUAGCAGAAAAAUGAACCCAAGCCUCUGUGUUUUGGUACUGUGGUCCCAUAUGUGCAGUCUGCUUUAGGGGGAGCUUAAUAAUAAUAUGUUUAAUGAUAAAUGUAUUGUUAAAUACCUCACAAUGAAUGUAUUUCUUAUGAAUGAAGUGGCGUCACCAGCAUCAUAAAACAGAAACAAACAGCAGCUCUAUGCAGUGUUAUGUUUAUUGGCCUGCUUGGAUGAGUUCCAAUUGUGACUGAACUGUGAACCUGGAAAUACAUGUUACUGUAGACUUAGAUCAACUUUUGUCACGUGAGGGGAAAAACGCAAGACAACAGUUGUAAUAGAAAACCUCUGUACAAAUAAUAGAUGGACUGAUUAUUUUUACUUGUUUCCAAAUAGGCUACUGUCUUCAGUGAGUUGAGAUGCUUUUUCCACUUUAAAAUGAUCAAAAUGUUUGUCAUUGAAACCCGUUACAAUGUAAGAUAAAAAAUCCUCGCCAUGUCUUGCACAUGCCAGAUGCCCGAAUAGCAGACGACAUCUAAAAUCGUUAGAAAUGUAUUUAUUCGUUUGCAAAAUGUGGUGAUUGCUGUACAAACACGGAUGAAAUAGCAUUUACCCAAUUAAAGUAAUAUUACGUGUACAAAUGUACUCAGUUGGUCAGUACAAGAAUCAACCGGAAUAGAGACACUUUAACAGCAGAAUAAAACAUCACAAAGGCAACCAAUUCAGAGACGUAAAGACAAUGUCUGCAACAGCAACAGCCCACAAACACAAAAGAGGGAACCUACACAGUUUUUGCAAACAAUGUAGCACACACACAUACACACAAACAGGGUUGUUCAUCGUAUAUAUUGUUGUACUCACCUGUCUCAACGGCAUUCUGCGAGUCUAGAGCAGUGCAGUGUCCUCCAGAAUCUGCUUGAGGUUCAACUUCUCUGCUUGUUCAUGCUCAAAGCAUUGAAUUAAAAAAAUAUAUUUUUUUUUUAAAAAGCUGAAGCUGAAUGCCUGUCUGUCACAGUUGUCAAAAACAGCAUAAAAGUGUCACACACCUCCCUGAUGGUAAAAGUUUGCCAAUGAAUGAAGAGGUUGCUGCUGGAGGAUCCACAAUGAGCGUUUUAGCAUUCAGCACCUGGUCGGGCCCUCACAUGGAGCUCUGUGGAGCUCAUGCCCUCCUGCAACACUCUUGCAGCUUCUUCUCUGCUGCAGCUUCUGGUGCGUUUGUGGCUUUGGAUCCUUUCUUUUAUUCCUUUGUUGUUCAUCAGCACUUUUUCAUGCAACUUUUUAUUUUGACUCUGUAACCGACGCGACUUGAAAAGUAGCAACAUACAAUACUUGAAAUGAAAAAAAUACUUACAACUUAAAAUUAGUUUUUUAUGAAAACAACUCUGUUACAGUAAUGACAGUAAUGUCAUUUGUUACUUCCACCCCUGUGUACAAAAUAUGAAAAAUGACACCAAUGUAUUUUUUGCUAGAUAAAUGAAUGUGGCAGAAACCAGCACAGAUGAACAUGCACUCCCCAGCGAAUGGGAGGGUAGCUGUGGCACCAGCAGCAGCCCCCGAUGGUGGCUACGCCUGGUUCAUUCUGCUCUCCUGCUUCCUGGUAUUUGGCCUGACCUUUGGAGUCAUUAAAUCAUUUGGUGUAUUCUACGUCGAGAUACACCAAUACUUUGAAACCACAGCAACAGGAACAGCUUGGAUUACCUCCAUUGCCGUGGCUACCAUUCACUUUGUGGCUCCUGUAGCAUCUGCUCUGAGUGCUCGCUACAGCCAUCGCUCUGUAGUGAUAAUGGGAGGACUGAUAUGCAGCGUAGGAGUCGUGUUUGGGGCUUUUGCUCGUAACCUGAUUGAACUCUACCUAACAGUGGGGUUCCUUAAUGGUUUUGGCUAUGCAAUGACAUGGACCCCCACAGUGACCAUGCUGGGCUUGUACUUUGAGACGAGGCGUCCGAUGGCAAACGCCGUGGCCAGCGCUGGAGAGUGCAUCCUUACCUUUGUCCUCACACCUCUAUUUCAGCUGUUGAUUGACAGCUACUCCUGGAGGGGUGCUUUGCUAAUCCUGGGGGGUCUGCAACUUAACCUCUGUGUGUGCGGGAUGCUGUUGAGGCCACUAAAAGUCACCAGAGACGUGACUUGUGAGGUCAAAGCAGAGGAGGAAGGCUUGUCCCUGGAAUUGCUACCAAUGGACUACUCAGAGCAAGGCAAACCAAGCUGCCAAGAUGCAGAGCUGAGCGUAUCUGAGGGGUCUGAUCAGGGUUUUAAUUCAACCAAGAAAGUCUCAGACAUCAGGACCAAGAAGGAUGAACUGAGGACCAAAAUCCUUAAAUAUGUAGAUUAUACCCUCAUCACCAAUGCUCGAUUCAUGGUCUACUCCAUGUUUGGGGUGUUUGCUGCACUGGGUUUCUUUGCCCCAGCUCUGUUCCUGAUUCCAUAUGCUCGUAGUAAGGGGAUUGAGGAGUACCAGGCGGCUGCACUCAUGUCCAUCUCUGCAGCGUUGGACCUGUUUGGAAGGGUGUUUUUUGGCUGGGUGGCAAACCUCAGACUGGUGGAUAUGGUGCAGCAGCUGACAGCUACAGUGAUUCUGCUGGGAACCGUGUUACUCCUCUGCCCGCUGGCCUCCUCGUUCUCAGAGCUAGCUGUUUUCAGCGCAGCUUUUGGCCUGGUGUAUGGUGCCACGGUAGCCAUCCACAUCACCGUGCUGGCUGAGGUUGUGGGCGUCAACAGGCUCGGAAGUGCGCUGGGUUUCUUCAUGCUCAUACGUGGUAGCGGAGGCCUGCUUGGACCGCCCAUUGCUGGAUUCUUCAUUGACAAGAUGAGUGAUUACGGAACGGGUUUCUUAAUGGCAGGAGUGGCUCUCAUCGUCUCUGCUCUGUUCCUGCUCCUCCUCCAUCAGAUGAACCGCAGGGGUCAAGGGUCAACCACCAAAAACAUCGAUACGCAUACUGACAAGAUGGGAUGAAGCGGCAGAGCUAAAGCAAAAGAACAGGACAUGACAUGACUGAAGGAAAAAUUGUUUCAGUUGCUGAUGUACGAUGAGUUUUUAAAGAGAUCUGGAGCUCCACGAUCACAGUCAGAGGCUAAAUCAAGUGAAGUCACACCUCAAGUGUUUCUACAAAUGCAAGGGACUGUACCAAAAUUGUUAUAUGUUUGCUAUAAAUUUGACAAUUUAUCAUCUAAAUCUUAAUGUGUGUAAUGGUUGUACACAAUGUGGAAAUUAAGUGCUUGUAUGCGUUUCCUUUUUUUGUUAUUUAUUGUUAAAAUAGUUUUACCCAUUGUAGCAUUUUAAGAUAUUGGUGAGAGAGUUUUGCAGUUUUUCUCUAAGUCAAGGGGCAAAUAGUAUUAAUGCCGGGUUUUGCUUUUUUUAAAUUAGCUUCAGCCUUCCUCCCUACCGCGAUCAUUUUUGUACAGUCCCUAAAGUGUUCAUAUUGAACCUUGAACUCGGGGUUGACCGUGGCUAAGUGGAGAGCAGGGCCGUCCUUCAAUCAAAGGAUCGGUGGUUUGAUCCCCGACUCCACUAGCCACAUGCCAAUGUAUCCUUGAGCAAGACACUUCACCCCAAAUUGCUCCCGUAGCUGUGCCUACGGUGUAUAGAUAGAUACUGAAUUGUAAGUCACUUUGGAUGAAAGCGUCUGCUACAUGACUGUAAUGUAAUGUAAUGAACUCACUCUCUGGAAUGGACUAAACUGCAGUAACAUAACAAACAGAAACUGUUUAUGUCAGGAAUGUGACAAUAGAGUCUCCUGAUUUUUUUAAUUGAUUUCGAUCAAAAUCACAAGUCCAGAAGUUGAUUCAAAAAGCCUGUGUUACAGAUACUGUCUUAAAGUCUGACUUUGUUA
Anarrhichthys ocellatus (wolf-eel) is the source of this 9858-nucleotide messenger RNA. RefSeq names its product monocarboxylate transporter 2. Lineage: Eukaryota; Metazoa; Chordata; Actinopteri; Perciformes; Anarhichadidae. The record is from RefSeq and is a predicted model, not a curated record. Gene Ontology annotation, molecular function: monocarboxylic acid transmembrane transporter activity. Gene Ontology annotation, biological process: monocarboxylic acid transport; transmembrane transport. The transcript has 5 exons. The coding region runs from base 7506 to 8981 and encodes 491 amino acids.